Pseudopipra pipra is the source of this 2054-nucleotide messenger RNA. RefSeq names its product death-associated protein kinase 2-like. The transcript has 13 exons. Gene Ontology annotation, cellular component: cytoplasm; nucleus. Gene Ontology annotation, biological process: positive regulation of apoptotic process; intracellular signal transduction; protein phosphorylation. Gene Ontology annotation, molecular function: protein serine/threonine kinase activity; ATP binding. Lineage: Eukaryota; Metazoa; Chordata; Aves; Passeriformes; Pipridae. The record is from RefSeq and is a predicted model, not a curated record. Bases 629 to 1819 code for a protein of 396 amino acids.
CGGGCGGUGCCAGGCUCCAGCCGCCCCACGGCGACAGCGGUGCCAACCCGGCUGCGUCCCAGGGGGUUGCGGGGAUUAGGGAUUAGGAAAGGGAUUAGGGCGGGGGACAACUCAUCCAUCGCACCGGGACAGGGCUGGGUGGCUCUGCAAGCCCCGGGGUGGGGAUGGUGCCCAGUGCCCUGGGCAGACCCCGGCACGCAGAGCCGGCUCUCUCCACCUUAAGAAACCUGUCCCUCCCCACAGCCCUCACACCCUCCACUCACUUCCCCUCCGCAGGGUUGGUGUCCUGUCAGCCAGGUUUCCUGUUUGGAACCCUCACCGGCACAUCGGAAGGGGGGACAUCAGUGAGGGGACAUCGGUGAGGGGGACAUCGUCUUCCAGCACCUUGUCCCACCGAGUCCCGGCCACUCCUUAAGGAGCUGAGGUGCUGGAACCACCAGGAAUUGUCCCUAAAAGGCCUUUUUUGGCUCCUCUCUGCAGCUGGGGGGGUUCCUCCAGAGCCCUCAGGAGGAGGAACGCAAAGAGCUUUUCUCAUCCCGAGCCUGCCCCAGCACCCCAGGAACGCCAGGACUGCGAGGCAGAGCCUGGAGCUGUGGGGGGCUGCUGGAGGAAGGUCAGAGCUGGAGCGAUGGCCGAGGGUGGCCAGGAUGGGGUCCUGCCCGAGGGGGGCCCGGGGGACGCCCCUGACAGCACCCAGGAUGAGGCUGAGCCCGGGGGGGCUGCAGAGGGCGAGGGGCUGGAGGCUGCCCCGAGCCCGGGCAACGUGGAGGACCUGUAUGAGCUGCUGGAGAAGCUGGGCAGCGGGCACUUUGGCGUGGUGAGGCGCUGCCGCGAGCGCGGCACCGGCACCUUCUACGCCGCCAAAUUUGUGAAGACGCGGCGCUGCUGGGGCAGCCGCCUGGGGCUGGAGCGGGCCCAGGUGGAGCGGGAAGUCGCCAUCCUCCGCCAGCUCAGCCAUCCCAACAUCAUGCGGCUCCACGACCUGUUCGCCAGCAGAGCCGAGGUGGUGCUCGUCCUGGAGCUGAUCGCCGGGGGGGAGCUCUUCGACUUCAUCGCGGAGAAGGAGGCGCUGUCGGAGGAGGAGGCCAUCGAGUUCCUGGGGCAGAUCCUGCGCGGGGUGGAGUACCUGCACGCCCGCCUCAUUGCCCACCUCGACCUCAAGCCCGAGAACAUCAUGCUGCAGGAGAGGGACGUCCCCAAGCCCCGGAUCAAGAUCAUCGACUUUGGGCUGGCCCAGCAGCUGGAGGAUGGUGUCACCUUCAAAAGCCUCUGCGGGACCCCCCAGUACAUCGCUCCUGAAGUGAUCAAUUAUGAGCCGCUGAGCUCCGCGACCGACAUGUGGAGCAUUGGGGUCAUCACCUACAUCCUGCUCAGCGGCUUGUCCCCCUUCCAGGGUGAGACGGAUGCUGAGACCCUCUCCAACGUCGUGGCUGGUGCCUACGAGUUUGAGGAGCGCUGCUUCAGCCAGACCUCCGAGAUGGCCAAGGACUUCAUCCAGCAGCUGCUGGUGAAGGACCCAGAGCACCGCAUGACGGCGGCCGAGUGCCUGGUGCACCCCUGGAUCAAGCCCCUGAGCAGGAAGCAGGUGCUGAGCCGGAGUCGUUCCUCCAUCAACAUGAGAAACUUCCGCAAGUUCAACGCUCGGAGGAAGUGGAAGCUCUCCUAUAACAUGGUGUCCGCCUGCAACCGGCUGUGCCGCACGCGGCUGCUCUGCGGCCUGAGCAAGGAGGAUGAGGAGCUGCGCUGCUGUGAGAGCGACCAGGAGGAGGAGAGCAGCCCCCCCAUCGCGCUGCUGCGCCGGCGGAGAAGCAGCUCCUGAGCCCCCCCGAAAGAAAACAGGAGCCUCCCUGGGAGGAGCCUCGGGGGUCCUCUCAUCUCCCCAGCCCAGGAGGCAGGAGCACUGUCUGGCCCCAGUGCUCCCAGUUGCCCAUUGUGUCGGGGGGUCACUGGGACAGCAGCACCCCCCUCCUGACCCCCGGUGUUGCUGCCCCAGGGCUGGGACCCCCCUCCCUGCUUUGCCCUAGUGAGAAAAAUAAAUAUCGCUCCCUCCUCCA